AUGGCUGGGACUGGGCUGCCGCGGGUCCUCGGCCAGAGCGCGGAGUCCGGACCCGGGACCCAGGCGACGAGGCGUGCAUGGCCCGAGGGGUCCUCGGACUCGCUCAGCUCAGGCGGCAGCGACUCCGACGAGAGCGUGUACAAGGUGCUGCUGCUGGGGGCGCCUGGCGUGGGCAAGAGCGCCCUGGCGCGCAUCUUCGGUGGAGUGGAGGACGGACCGGAAGCAGAGGCCGCCGGGCACACGUAUGAUCGCUCCAUCAUGGUGGACGGAGAAGAGGCAUCACUCAUGGUCUAUGACAUUUGGGAGCAGGAUGGGGGCCGCUGGCUGCCUGGCCACUGCAUGGCCAUGGGGGAUGCCUACGUCAUUGUGUACUCAGUGACAGAUAAGGGCAGCUUUGAGAAGGCCUCAGAGCUGCGGGUCCAGCUGCGGCGUGCACGGCAGACAGAUGAUGUGCCCAUCAUCCUUGUGGGCAACAAGAGUGACCUGGUGCGCUCUCGUGAGGUCUCUGUGGAUGAGGGCCGGGCCUGUGCUGUGGUCUUUGACUGCAAGUUCAUUGAGACGUCGGCGGCACUGCACCACAACGUCCAGGCACUGUUUGAGGGUGUUGUGCGCCAGAUACGCCUGCGCAAGGACAGCAAAGAGGCCAAUGCGCGACGGCAAGCGGGUACCCGACGGCGAGAGAGUCUUGGCAAAAAGGCGAAGCGCUUCCUGGGCCGCAUCGUAGCACGCAACAGCCGCAAGAUGGCGUUUCGCGCCAAGUCCAAGUCUUGCCAUGACCUCUCAGUUCUCUAGGCCCAAUGGGCUCUCACUGUGGUGGGUAGAUGGAUGGACAGGUUGGUGGGCUGGCUCAGCCAACCGCCCUAGGUGCCUCAGGGCUGGCUCAGACUUUGGGCCCCUCGGAGCUGCUGGCCGGGCAUCCCCCACCUCAUGGUCAUGGACCGAUAGACGAUGCUGCCAAGGGAGGCAACCCCCAGUGGCCUGUGAGGGCUGGGCCCACAGAGAUGUGUCUACAGGCCCACGUGCAUCCCAAGCAGCAGCCUGAGCCCAGCUGGUGGGGCAGGUCUGUGUGUGGGGAGAGGACUCUGCCAUUUCCUACGCCGGGGCAUGCAUGCCCUGGAGGGAGGCUGUUCAGUGUGGUGGCUAUUUGUUUACAUGAGAUUUUUGUAAUAAAACCUAUUUCCUGUUA
Molecule: messenger RNA, 1186 nt
Organism: Carlito syrichta (Philippine tarsier)
Lineage: Eukaryota; Metazoa; Chordata; Mammalia; Primates; Tarsiidae
Gene: RRAD
Product: RRAD, Ras related glycolysis inhibitor and calcium channel regulator
Exons: 5
Coding region: 1-792 (263 amino acids)
Biological process (GO): negative regulation of high voltage-gated calcium channel activity
Cellular component (GO): plasma membrane
Molecular function (GO): GTP binding; GTPase activity; calcium channel regulator activity
Source: RefSeq, a predicted model, not a curated record